UUGCUCUCCAUGCUGCUGGCGCAAUGUGAUGCUGCCCUCUUCUGUGCGCGCAGUUCGCAGCGAUGUCGCUUUUGAAAGAGGAGGCAAACGAUCCGCACACGUGUGGAAAUACAGAGCCCUGUUUGUCCUGCUGGCUUUGGUUGGGGUCUUCAGAGUGAUCUGGGUGAAGAAAGAUGGCAUGUAUUGGCUCCUGACUAUCAUCUUCCUGCCGCUUGUCGUUGAAAUGAUAAUAACUCUUAAGCGGCGUCAGGGACAGGAUUACAAAUGGUUUUCGCCCCCCAUCUUUCUGUUUCUCAUCAGUAUCAUUCCCUCUAUCUGGAUCCUGGAACUCCACCACCGGCAUGGCUUAGUCAGUGAUCCGGAGUGCCAAUCGCUUGACUCUUGGGACAGUUUGCGUAAACUGAUCAGUCAGAACAAGACCUUAGGAAACCAAACAAACAAUGAUUACCUGAAGACAUUCCAAAAUGUGUUUUCCGCGGUCUGUUCGAAUGAAUGGAUCCUGGCUCUUCAUCAGUUGGUGCUCAUCCUCCUCAUUUUCGGGAAGUGGCUCCUCCCCAUUGGAGGCGGGGUCUCAAAAGGCGAACUGUCUGAAAUUCUACUAACGUUUGUUGGCACUGGGGCUGACAUUCUUGAAUUCAACAGUGAGACACUGAACGAUAUCAAAGAUAGGAGGCACCAUGUGGUCUACAUUAUCUUGGGUGUAUGGACCUGGAGUAUGCUGCAGUUUCCCAUACAUCCGUCCGCGGCGAAUUCUGCAGGAGAGAAUGAAGAAAGUGAGGACACCCAUGAAGACUCCUGGUGUGCCAACCACAUCAGUGACAUAUGGAGCAUCGUGCAGGCUUUGUUAAUCCAAGAUGGCCCUUUCCUUGUGGUCAGACUCACUGUCAUGACCUAUUAUAGAGUCUUCAACCAGAUGCUGGCUUUCUUUGCUUUUAAGAACUUCCUGGUGUUCAUACUGAACCUGUACAAGUUGGCUGUACUGAGUCAGCACUGCAGAUCCUGCAGGCAUGACCCGGUGAGGGCCAGCGAUGUCCCGUGAAUCUGAGAUUUUUGGGAUAUUCCUGGAAAUGAAGUGAUAAAUCGACUCAACUCAUGUUACAGUAAAAACCGGAAGAGGAAGAGGAAGAGAAGGAAAUGCCUACAUUCUGUUUUCUCCUUGUAAUGUAUGUACAGAAGCAAUGUAGGUUUUUGUGUACUUUUCAAAGUAGAGAAGUGAACUGUACAAUUCACAUCUGACUCAAAACUCAUUUAGAAAAACUCAUACCUCAUCCUAAUCACCACUUAGCCUCACUGAAAUUCAGUCAAAGCAUGUUACUAUUUAACUACUGACAUUUCAAAAGAGUGGACACAUAUUACGUGAACUGCUAACAUUUUGAAUGAGUGAAUGUGUCCAAACGGAUGUGAUAUAAAUAUCUGGAAAAAGUCAGAGAAAACUGUGUUGUUCAAUAGCAUACAUCCACAAAGGAAACAGAGCAGGAACAGGAAAAGGAACCAGGAGGGAUGUUUAAGAGUAAAAUAUGCAGAGGUGGUAGAAUGUAUUUUGACCUGAGCAUUAGAAAAAAGACCCAAAACGAGAGCUUUGCUUUCCGUCGUUCUAACAGUGACUGAACCACACAG
Molecule: messenger RNA, 1617 nt
Organism: Menidia menidia (Atlantic silverside)
Lineage: Eukaryota; Metazoa; Chordata; Actinopteri; Atheriniformes; Atherinopsidae
Source: the annotation of a GenBank genome assembly